Rhododendron vialii is the source of this 1097-nucleotide messenger RNA. RefSeq names its product protein FATTY ACID EXPORT 2, chloroplastic-like. Bases 157 to 873 code for a protein of 238 amino acids. NCBI's taxonomy places the organism in Eukaryota, Viridiplantae, Streptophyta, Magnoliopsida, Ericales, Ericaceae. Gene Ontology annotation, cellular component: membrane. The record is from RefSeq and is a predicted model, not a curated record. The transcript has 3 exons.
AACACAAACAUAGGAUUAAGAGAAUUUUAACACACGAACACGAAAUAUACGAUCCGAACACAACAAGAUGUCGACCCUAAUUUUAUGCAACCAUUCUAGCACAAUCACACGGGUGGGUUUUUUUGGUAGGGAGAGAAACACAAAGCACAAGAAGAGAUGACAGGGGAGUUGUUGUUGCGAGUUUACCAGUCAACCAUUCUACUGCCACCCCAACCUCACCGUUUCCGCCAUCACGCUUCAACUAACCGUACCUACGCCCUUCCGUUGACGAACCGAUCGUCGCCGCCGUCGAUUUGCGCUCACCGAUUACAGCACCAGUUACUUCUCAAGUGUACUGCUACUACCACAGAGGCUAGUGUUGACUACUCUGAGUACUCCAAACCAGACAUCGAGAUCGAAAUCAUCGAACCAGAUACUGGCGGCGGCGGCGGCGUAGGAGGUGGGGCUGGCGGAGAAGGCGGCGGAGGCGGAGGCGGCGAUAGUAAGGAUAGUAACGAGAGUAGUGAAGGAGGAUCGGAGGAAAGCGAUAAUAGCAAGAAGAUGGGGGGCAUGUCUAUGUCUCAGAAAUUGACACUGGCUUACGCUGCUCUUAUCGGAGUGGGUGGAGUUAUGGGCUAUUUGAAGAGUGGUAGCAUGAAGUCAUUGGUAGCUGGUGGACUGUCAGCAUUGCUUCUGUUGUUUAUUUAUUCUGAGCUUCCCACAAGACCAGCUUUUGCAUCAUCCCUUGGGUUUGGCAUUUCUGCUGCUGUUCUGGUAGUGAUGGGUUCUCGAUUUAAGAAGUCCAGAAAGAUAUUUCCAGCUGGUGUUGUAUCCUUUGUGUCCCUUGUGAUGAGCAGCGGAUAUCUUCAUGGAAUUUUGCGCAGCUUGCACUGAAGAUGGUUACGAUUGCGCUGAAGCAGUCUGUUAGUUUGGGGAUGUCCUUAAUCGUUUUUACGUUUUGUCGAGUGGUGCUCCCAAAUGGUUUCUUGGGUGCCAACUGUGAUCUGCAUCUACUUAUGGAGCGAAAACCUGAUAUUUGUAGUAUGUGUUCCACUCUUGCGUAUUUUACUCCAUCUUGUUUACAGUACGGUGUUUAAAUGGAUUUUUUUGGGGCUCAA